GUUUGUGCACAGUUCUACUCGAAUCCGAAUUUUCUGCACUACACAACUUUUGACUUGUAUUCGUUAAAAAAGAAGUCGUGGAGGGUGAUUCCAAAUCCUACUUUGCCCAAAUAUCUUAAUGCUAAAGUUACAUGUAUUAGAGAUAAAUGUUAUUGGUUUAAUCGGGGUUUUACAGGAGUUGAAUGUUUCGAUUGUAGUGAGGAAAGCUUCUCUCACUUGGCUUUACCACCAAAGUCUAAAGGCUUUCUGUAUGAGCUUGUCAAAUUUAGUGAUAAAGAUAUGUUAGGUUUUAUUCGCUAUCGGAAACGAGGAGUUAGUAGUAAAAGCAGUCAUCAUGAUCGGUAUUUUGGGAUUGCACCCGGUUAUUAUUAUGAGCUUUGGGUGUGGAAGGAAGAGUUGCAGGCCUGGAAUAUGAAUUUUAAAGUCUCUCUUGGUGGUGGUGUUGGUUCACCACAGAGGACAAUAUACGAUCAGUUCUCGUUUCUUUCUGGAUGGGCUGGCACACGGUAUGAGGAGUUUGAUGGGAGACAACAUCGUCUAGUAGCUUACAAUUGGAUUAAGAAAGAGUGCAAGGAACUCGGUAUUUAUAAUGGUCGCUAUUUAAUUCAUGUUCAUUGUUAUGUUGAGAGCAACAUUGCGCUGCCUGAUGGAGUGCCAAUCUCUGAAUCCCAUACUCUUUGUCAUAUUUAUUUAGAUGAGGACGAUGAGGACGGCUAUGACCCUGACCUUAGGGAGGAAGACAUUGUUGAAGUUGAUCAACGUUACGUUGAAGCCUGCAAGGAAGAUUUUCUUGAUUAUGCUGAUGCUGACAAAGGAUUCCGUAUUGUUGAGAAUAUAGAGUUGGAGGAUGAGGAGGAGGAGGUUCUAAACAAGGUUGUCACUCCUGACUCGAGGGGGGGCGUCACGAAGAACAUUGGAUUUAGCGCGCAAUCCACUAGCACCUCGCAGGUUUCUCAUUCACCUGCUCUUGAGGCUGAGGUUGCCAGAUUAACUGACGAGUUAGAGCAAAGGAAACGAAAAGAAGAGGAUAUGACCCGUAAGAUGGAGGAGAUGCAGAUGCAGAUAGCGCAGCUCAUGCAGAUAAAUCGACCUUGAUGCCUCCUCAAUCUCACCAUAACCUCUUAUUAGCUCGUUUUAUUUCGACACUACUAGAUAUAUACUUUUAUUAUGAAUUUUUAAACUUGUGGAUAUAUU
Messenger RNA from Salvia miltiorrhiza (redroot sage), 1194 nucleotides. RefSeq lists its product as uncharacterized. Bases 280 to 1095 code for a protein of 271 amino acids. The transcript has 4 exons. The record is from RefSeq and is a predicted model, not a curated record. Lineage: Eukaryota; Viridiplantae; Streptophyta; Magnoliopsida; Lamiales; Lamiaceae.